AUGUCUGAGUACUCUGAUAGCGUUUCAGGCUCAAGCCACUCGCCCAAGUCUGUGACGGCUGCGUACCCUAUGUGUUCUGCGCUGGCAGCGCCAUGCUACGCUAACCCAAACUUGGCUAUCCCGAGCAACGGUGGGGCGGAAAUGCGCGCUUUACCGUCGCCGCCAUUUCCGCGCCAGAAAAGGCCUUCUGUGGAAUAUGCAUCGAUGCACGAAAUUCAAGGAAUUUGCGCAGCCCCGCGGCUCCCCUCAAACCAAGGCGCCCUGGGCUCCCAAGGCUCCGCAGGCCCGCGAACGACAUUUUCCACCGCGACUGCCGCCGCGAGCGAUCGGCGCACGCAGCUGUGCGUGCGAAACUUGCCGUACAGUGUGCGCUGGCAAGAUGUAAAGGAUUUGUUCCGGCGCGCGGGUACAGUCCUUCGCGCCGAUGUGCGCCUUGUGGACAACCGCAGCUGCGGCACAGGCACCGUGCUUUUUGCCACGGAAGCAGAUGCGCUGCGUGCGCGCGAUACCUUGCACGGCUACAAUUGGCAAGGACGCGUCUUGGAUGUACAGCUGGAGCGCGAUAUGAUGCCCAUGCCCGCCGAGUCGGACGAGAAACGCGUGGCGCACAUGCAGUCCCUGCCCGGCCUUGAGACGCUUCCCCUUCCGCCAACCCGCGUGCGAAGAUCGAGUCUGCAUGUCCAGCCGCUGCGCACAGAUGAAUGGAAUGCGCCAGGCAAUGCAGCGCAACCGGGCGGCGCACCCAUGCCGUUUCCCGGCCGCGUCCUGUUCAUUGGCAAUUUGCCGUUCCACUGCCAGUGGCAAGACUUGAAGGAUUUGUUUCGCGCCGCUGGAAAUAUUCAACGCGCUGAUGUUGCACUCAACGCCGAUGGCCGCAGCCGUGGUUUUGGCACCGUUCUAUUUGCCUCGCCGGAGGAUGCACAAAACGCUGUACGACUCUACCACGGCUACGAGUACAAUGGACGGAUCCUCAAGGUCCACUUUGAUAGGCUCGCGAAUUUUGCAGCGACCCCGGGCGUUGUUCCGACCGAUCCUUCGCAGUACACUGCGGCAUUUUCCACCAGUGUGCACGCGCAAGGGCCCCCAGAGCGCAAUCAUUCAGUGCCGGCGAUGGGUCAUCUCAAUUCAGGGUCGGUAUGGGGCGCGCCUUUUCCCAUGGACCGCGACGCAGCAACGCAGUCUUUUGCGCCGGGUCGUAUUAGUCUCCCGCAGCUCUCGUUUCCCGGACAGGGCGCCUUCGGCGCGUCUCUCACGCCGGGCAUGCCGGGUUUCACAAUGCGCACCGUGUUCGACACGCCGCCGCUAUACCCUCAAGCCAUGAGCCCCGGACACAGUCCGUUUAUCCCGGACACUUCAGUUCCGCCAGAUUAUCCAUCAUUUAUGAACCCUGCACCGGGUGCGCCGCUGGGGUACAUGCCGCCGCUUUCUUUUGGCGCGCAGGACUUGGCGGGUUUUGCGCACUCGUCAGCUCUUCCCUCUACGCCGCAUUGGUCGCAGCCCAUGCGGUCGCACGCCGCACAGCACGCCAAAGCCAGCGAUGAGCCACUGCAUGCGACACCGCGCCCGCCCAACCAGGGCACUGGGGACGAACACGGCACUGGCGAAUAUCCUUUUCCUGUCGUUGGCAACGCUGCGUCAAGAGGCGCUUCGCCCACUCCGCACGACGGGGGCGAAGCGGUGCGUCCGGCAGGUGCCCAGCAGAAUACAAAAGAGCUCAUGGAUGCCAUUGCCAAGCUUAGUGUAUCGGGCACUGCGCGCGCAAAGCAGUCGAGCCGUGGGGCGUCUGAUUCGCGCACUGCCGCCGAACAGGCACUCUGCCGCCUGCGUGAGAAUCUGUCGAGUAUGGAUGGAAAAAAAGAUGCUACGGAAGAUUAG
Messenger RNA from Malassezia vespertilionis, 1875 nucleotides. RefSeq lists its product as uncharacterized. Gene Ontology annotation, biological process: regulation of mRNA stability involved in response to oxidative stress. Gene Ontology annotation, cellular component: nucleus; post-mRNA release spliceosomal complex; cytoplasm. The transcript has a single exon. NCBI's taxonomy places the organism in Eukaryota, Fungi, Basidiomycota, Malasseziomycetes, Malasseziales, Malasseziaceae. The record is from RefSeq and is a predicted model, not a curated record. Gene Ontology annotation, molecular function: mRNA binding. Bases 1 to 1875 code for a protein of 624 amino acids.